UCUAAUUUCUAAAUUUAUUUCUAAUUUCUAAAUUUAUUUCUAAUUCCACGCAAAACAGAUUGUUAAAAACCACCAGCUGCAGGUUAUUUUUGAUAUUUGGCUGUCCUUGUUUAUCUCCAGCUCCCUGAAGCUUCCCAGGUCGAUUCUGGGAAAAUUUAUCCACUUUUUCUCUGUCUGAGCAGGCUGUCACAUCCACGUGUGACAGCUCAGGCUGUGCUGGCCUCAGGCUCUCCUGAAUCCCACUGGGAAUUCCAGGAGUGGGGAUUCCCAGGAAUGGGAAUGGCAGCUCCAUGGCUGGAAUUUCUCUGCAGGGCAACCGAGAAGAGGCAGAUAAUCCCAACACUGGGAUCGGGGCCUUCCGCUUCAUGCUGGAGUCCAACAAGGGAAAAUCCAUGCUGGAAUUCCAGGAGCUGAUGACAGUUUUCCAGCUGCUGCACUGGAAUGGGAGCCUGAAGGCCAUGAGGGAACGUCAGUGCUCGCGCCAGGAAGUCCUGGCUCACUACUCCCACCGCGCUCUGGACGAUGACAUCCGAAACCAGAUGGCCCUGGACUGGGUGAACCGGGAGCAGAACAUUCCAGGAGCCCUUUCCCGGGAGCUGGCGGCCACCGAGCGCGAGCUGGACGAGGCCCGGCUGGCCGGGAAGGAGCUGAGGUUCCACAAGGAGAAGAAGGACAUCCUGCUGCUGGCAGCUGGCCAGCUGGGCUCAGCGCACUCCUCUGGCUGCUGAACCCCAAAAUCCCACCCUUGGUGAUCCCAAAACCCUUUCCCCAAAUCCCAGCCCGUUUGCACAUUUAGAGGAAAUUUAGGGAAAAAGCUCCUGAAUGGAUUUUAGCAAGUUUUAUCCUGGUUUUUA
This is a messenger RNA of Serinus canaria (Common canary), 854 nucleotides long. It is a transcript of the gene LIX1L, whose product is annotated as limb and CNS expressed 1 like. NCBI's taxonomy places the organism in Eukaryota, Metazoa, Chordata, Aves, Passeriformes, Fringillidae. The record is from RefSeq and is a predicted model, not a curated record. The coding region runs from base 291 to 728 and encodes 145 amino acids. Gene Ontology annotation, biological process: autophagosome maturation. Gene Ontology annotation, cellular component: cytoplasm. The transcript has 3 exons.